UGGCAGGCGUGUGCCGAUGGCAGAACUCUGGAAAAGCGCGAUGCGAAACCGAAGCUGGGUCCGACUGGUUUUUACACUUUUGAUGUGCUCAACGCUGGCACAACCUAACGAUAUAGCCACGAAGAGCGUCACCAUCAGGAAGAUUGCGCCGUGCCCGUCGACAGGCAGAAAACUUGCCAUAGUCGUCGACGAUGUAAUAAUUGCACGCUCAAGAGGAAAUGCUCAAAGCGUGCGCGCGACGCUCGACGUAAAAGAAGACAUCAAAAAUCAGUCCUAUAUGAUAGGAGAUAUCAUCAAGUGCGACGUAAAUGGCAAUCCGGAUCACUGCGAGUACGUCAUUAAGAAUUACAACAUGACUAAUGUGUGCGAGUUUAUCACUGCAAAAGACGAAGUCUGGUCGGUUGCUUUCGAGAGCUUAGACCAACCAUUUAAUUGUCCCAUCAAAAAGGGUUUUUAUCAAAUGAAAGAAGUUCUAGUAUCGAAAGAAAUGUUGGAAUUUGCGCCAUCAAGCAAUGCAAUUUGGAAAGCACAGUACCGAGGAUACGAAGGCAACGUGAAUAUUUUUUGCGUCGAUCUAGAGAUGCUUGUAAAAAUGGUGCAUCCGCGCACGGGGCGCGGAAGGCGUCAAUAGUCAUAACCACAUCCGAGUCUCGGGUUGCAACUGUAAGCUUGCAGCUUGAACUGACUCGAGUCGUAGUAAUACUAGCGAGAAUAGGGGCAUUGUUUGGGGAGGUGCACAAAACUGUUCGGGGUACGCUUGGGACCUCCGGCGAGGUCAUGGAGUCACAUGUUUGGCUAGUCCUAGAUAGUCCUCGCGCUCUAGAUGCGCGCAGGAUACACGAUACGGGAGGACAACUUCCGCAUAUUCCCGGCAUUCACAACCUAUGAUGGCGAGCGCCGGGCGCAUAGUAAAUGUUCCUGUGGUGGCUGUAACCACACUCUGCACGACGACUUGCCGAACAUAAAAAUUCUUAAUGCAAGCGUACUUGUAAAACACAAUAAAAAUAAAUCCAUAAAAUGUGAAAUAUUUUCGAUGUUUUAAAUAUUUAUAAAACAUUGGUACGCAAUAAUUUUCAUCCAA
Molecule: messenger RNA, 1081 nt
Organism: Dalotia coriaria
Lineage: Eukaryota; Metazoa; Arthropoda; Insecta; Coleoptera; Staphylinidae
Exons: 4
Coding region: 17-631 (204 amino acids)
Source: RefSeq, a predicted model, not a curated record